AUGCUCAGUGCCACUCGCCACCGAGAUACGGGGCUGGACCCGGACAAGGAGCUGGGUCUGCCCGGUCCCUCCCCAGACAAGCCGGCCUCGGAUCAGGAGAUUCAGCCGGCUGUCUUGGAAAACGUCGACCAGGAGAAACAGAGUCAACCCGGCUCCCCAGACGACGCCACUGGUCCAGCACUGGGAAGAUGGAAUUCUUCCAGGCUGAACAUUGUCCGCUUUUUCACCACCAUCUACGGUUUCAUCAUCAUGGGCAUGAAUGAUGCUGCCAUUGGCAUCGAGCCAUACUACCAUGUCACUUACACCAUGAUAUCCCUCGUCUUUCUCGCGCCCUUCCUGGGCUACCUCGUCGCUGCAUUGUCCAACAACCUCAUCCAUCACGUUUUCGGUCAGCGCGGCGUAGCCUUCUUGGGCCCGAUGUGCCGCUUGAUCGGCUACAUCCCCAUGGCUUGCCACCCUCCAUUCCCCGCUCUGCCGGUCAUCAUGUUGUUCCCAGGCUUUGGCAACGGCAUUGAAGACAGUGCCUGGAAUGCCUGGGUGGGAAACAUGCAGAACGCCAACGAGCUGCUUGGCUUCUUGCACGGGGCGUAUGGCCUGGGCGCAACCAUCGCUCCCAUCAUUGCUACCUCCAUGGUGACCAAAGCCCAUCUCGAGUGGUAUGCUUUCUAUUAUGUCAUGAUUGGCAUGUCCGUGUCUGAAUGGGUCCUCUCCGUGGCGGCUUUCUGGACCGCCACCGGCAGAGUCCAUCGCGAAAAGCACAUGUCCGCCGCCGGCGAGAAGCGAACCACGACUAGACAGGUCCUUCGAGAGCCCAUCACCUGGCUGGUCGCCCUGUUCCUGCUGGGCUAUGUUGGCGUCGAGGUUGCGCUCGGCGGUUGGAUAGUGACAUUCAUGCUCAAGGUCCGGCAUGCCGAGAACUUUGCCGCAGGCAUGGUCGUGACCGGGUUCUGGCUGGGCCUCACCGUGGGGCGCAUCGUCUUAGGCUUCAUUACCGGCCGGGUCGGCGAGAAGGCCGCCAUCACCAUCUACCUCUUGCUGUCCCUCGCGCUGCAACUACUCUACUGGCUGGUCCCCAGCUUUAUUGCUUCGGCAAUUUUCGUUGCCUUUCUCGGCUUCUUUCUAGGUCCCUUAUUCCCGGCUGCCAUAGUGGCUGCUACAAAACUCCUACCCAGUGACGUGAGUCCGCCGUUCCACGACGACAUUGCCCUUACUUGGGCGUCUAAGCUAAUUGCGCGCCCAUAG
Thyridium curvatum is the source of this 1242-nucleotide messenger RNA. RefSeq lists its product as uncharacterized. Gene Ontology annotation, biological process: transmembrane transport. The record is from RefSeq and is a predicted model, not a curated record. Gene Ontology annotation, cellular component: membrane. The transcript has 2 exons. Bases 1 to 1242 code for a protein of 413 amino acids. Gene Ontology annotation, molecular function: transmembrane transporter activity. NCBI's taxonomy places the organism in Eukaryota, Fungi, Ascomycota, Sordariomycetes, Thyridiales, Thyridiaceae.